CUCAGCUGUGAUAGUGAUCAUCUACCUUCUAUAUAACCCAGUCAGUAAUAAGUCUGUGGCAUCCGAAUUCGAGAUUCGUCUGAAGAUGAGGCUGCUCGUGGUGUUCCUCCUGAUGGCUUUGAUUGUUCUCCCAACGGAAGGAUUAUUCCGUCGUCGUCGCCGCCGCAGAUGGCUUCGUAUCAGAGGCGGAAAGGUUCUCACUGGAGUUGGCAUUGCUGCCAGACUGGGACUGAUAGGAAAAAGAGACAUACAAAAUGACCUUGCCUCUGCUGAUCUGAAUGAGGAUGGGAACAUUGACCAAUCAGAAGUGGAGAAUCUGUUCGACAAACGCGAUGCGGAACAGAUCCUGCAAAUGGUUGACAUGGACGGUGAUUCAGUCGUUAGUCACGACGAGUUCAUCCGAGGAGUGGAAGACCUUUUCUCUCAGGAUGCUGAGUAGAUACUUUCCAACCCAGCGCAUUAAGAUGAUAUGAUAACGUUAUCUUCUUAAUGCUUGAAAAUAAAUAAUUGCAGAAAAAAGUCGCUUUUAUGUUUUGUAUGUCGGUACAUUUAAACUAUAUAAUUAUACGUUCCACUCCUAUCUCUAUGAUUUUCCAAAUCCAAUAUGUACUUUCAAUUGUUUGUCGUGUUAGACCAGUACAGGACAUGUUUUCAGGACUGC
Molecule: messenger RNA, 661 nt
Organism: Haliotis rufescens (red abalone)
Lineage: Eukaryota; Metazoa; Mollusca; Gastropoda; Lepetellida; Haliotidae
Exons: 5
Coding region: 86-439 (117 amino acids)
Molecular function (GO): calcium ion binding
Source: RefSeq, a predicted model, not a curated record